Eremothecium sinecaudum is the source of this 1179-nucleotide messenger RNA. RefSeq names its product putative oxidoreductase (gene PBR1). The record is from RefSeq and is a predicted model, not a curated record. The coding region runs from base 1 to 1179 and encodes 392 amino acids. Lineage: Eukaryota; Fungi; Ascomycota; Saccharomycetes; Saccharomycetales; Saccharomycetaceae. The transcript has a single exon.
AUGCCAUUGAAUAUUUUGGGUACUGCUCUCAUUGAGGGACCGGAUAAAGUCCCAUAUCUUAAUCAAGUAAUUAAAUAUGCACCAUAUGCCGCUGUAAUCGGCGGUUUGAAGUAUUGGUUCAGGGGAAGAUUGAAUACAUGGGAAAGGAAGCUACAUGGAAAGGUUUAUAUUGUCACUGGGGCUACAACUCAAGGUAUGGGUACCUCUGUAAUUUUGGAAAUGGCUCGUAAAGGUGCACAAUUGAUAAUAUUAGUGCGUACGCUAGAUGAAUGGACUAGUGAAUGGUGUGAACAAAUACGGGCGAAAACACAAAACGAAUUGAUCUACGUGGAACAGUGCGACUUAGCAGAUCUGCAUGAUGUUAGGAAGUUUGCUACAACUUGGUUAGACAACUCUCCCCCAAGGAGAUUGGAUGGUUGUGUUAUUAUGUCUGGGAACAUGGAGCCAGUAGGGUGGCUUUGGGGGCGUAAAAGGGCCCAAAGGCGAACCAGUAAGGACGGUUUAGAGAUACAGAUUGCUAGCAACUUUGCUGGUGUUUUUCACUUAUUGCAUUUGCUUCAACCAAGCUUUAAAUCGCAGCCUCCCGAUCGAAAUGUAAGAAUUGUGGUUACCACAUGUUUCCUGCAAGCAUUAGGAGAAGUUAAAGUUGAUGAUCCGUUAUGGCAGAAGGAGAAAUACAACAAACCCUUGUCAUUCUUUAGUAGCUCGAAGUUGCAACUCAGUUUAACAAUGUUAGAAUUGCAACGGAGACUUUAUAAAGCUAUGAAAGAGAAUAGCAAAGAUGGACGCAGCGGGAAAAACGUAAGUGUUAUACUGGUGGACCCUGGUGUAAUGCGUUCUAUAUCCCUGAGGAGAGUCGUCAGCAAUGGUUCGGUAUUCCUUUUAUUAGUUCUAUAUUGUAUUAUUUUGUAUCCGUUGUUGUGGAUCUUCACUAAGAGCGGCUACCGGGGGGGACAGGUAAUUUUACAUGCCCUUAUGACCCCGGAACUUGAAGAAGUUAACAAGGAGGACCCGGAAUCCGUGCCAUAUAUGGUAAACUGCAUCACCAUGAAGUAUUCACGCAAAGAAUUCCAAGAUCUGAAACUACAAAAAUCACUCUAUGAUAAUACAGUUCAAAGCAUUCUUGAAGUGGAAAAGAAAGUUGCUAUAAAACGUAAUAUUAACAAGAAGAAAGUCUAA